Molecule: messenger RNA, 7097 nt
Organism: Dreissena polymorpha
Lineage: Eukaryota; Metazoa; Mollusca; Bivalvia; Myida; Dreissenidae
Exons: 7
Coding region: 49-1032 (327 amino acids)
Source: RefSeq, a predicted model, not a curated record
CUUAUCACUAGUUAUCAACCAUAUAACAUCAGUGAGCAGCUGGUCAGAAUGAAACACAUUCUUUUGUUGAGUUUGUUUGUGGCAGUUGUGCAUGGGUUAAAAGUGAGUGUAAGCAGCUCUGAAUGUGGCAGCGUAUACUCAUUCAACUGGUUGAAUGAUGACAUAACCCUAAAAUAUGAUGGACGUCAGUUACCACAAGGGUGUUCUAUAGCCGUUUCAACUUCUCAGAUUGGCGAAAAUCUGUGCUUUGAUCAGAAGUUCGAAAAUACGUUACUAACAACAAUGUCUUACAAAGUAGAGUACCAUAAAGGGCUUGUAUCGAAUUUUGCAGAUAAGACAAUAGACAGUAUUUGGGACACAAGUGAAUGGUGCGCAUUGUCAUCAAUAGUAUUUGUGGUGUUUGUGUCUGGAAGAGGAUCAUCUAUUCAACCAAAAAUUGAGAUAAAGAUUAAAAUCAAAGACAGCGUUUUGUCAAAUAAUGUAUUUGAGGCAGCUAAAACGAUUGGCGUCGCUGUCAUUGGCAUUAUUGUGGGUGUUGUGGUGUUGGUAAUUGUGGCCUGUGUUGUUGUCGUCUGUUGCUGUCUCAAACGCCAGCGGAACAGGCGGGGCCAAGUCGUUCGUCAGCCACAGACCACAAUGGCCGCAACGGCAGUAUACACAACAGGUCAGCCCUAUAACCAGGGUGGGUACCAGAUGCUGCCCAGCAAUGCUCCACCUCCAGCUGGGUACCAAGGCUAUCCUCCACCUUCACAGGCUGGGUACCAACCACCACAAGGCUAUCCACAAGCCCCAUCAGCUGGGUACCAGCCUGGUCCGACUGGUUACCCACCUGGUCCGACUGGUUACCCACCUGCUGGGUACCAACAACAGUCUGGUUACCCUCCAACUUCACAACAGUCUGGUUAUCCACAGACUACACAGGCAGGGUACCCACCAGGUCCGACUGGUUACCCACAGGAACCACAGAAAGGUUAUGAGGGGAACCAACAAUCUGCUACACCAUCAGCGCCGCCACCACCCUAUACUUCUUAAGCGUACACGGGAGCAUGAAGCCCACAAUCGGACAGGAAACGACAUGUUUUGUCUUGGAUUAAAGGACACUUUUAAUAAUAACAUGUUUUAAGUAGUACACAGUUUUUUACCUUAUCUUGAUUGAUGUAACAAAUUUAAUUGUGUUUUAUGUUUCAGUUUAAGUUUAAUUUUACAAGUUGAUCGUGCAAAGAAGCCAUGUUUGUUACUGAGAACUUUUUGUUACAUUUAGUUUUGAAAAGCGUUAUUGUUCAAAGCCAAAGACAAAAACUGUCACUGAAAAAGACGUGGAAAUAACCACAAGUUAACUUGUUCCUAUAAUAACAUCCUUAUCACACAUUAUUAAAAAGUUCCCAUUGGGUAUGUUUUUUGGUCAUUAUAAUUGUUAAUAUAUUUGCAUUUUCAUUAUAAUCAUGAUUCAAUCAUAUAAUUUCAUCUUUUACAUUAAAGAAAGAUGACAUUUAAAGGGUAAAAAGCACACCAGCUUUUGUUUGUAUAAUACCUUUUUUUUUUUAAUAACAGAUCAACUGUAUGUUUUAUUUGUAAAAUAUAGAAGUCUUGAAAGCUAAAAAAUGUUGUAAAGCCAUUGUUUAAUUUUAAAAUAAUGUUCAUGUAUUUUAAUAUCAAUAUUAUUGCAUGCAGUUCUCUCAAUAAUACUCAUGUAAUUUGUGUGUGGAAUAUUUGAUAGUUGCUUCUUCAUGGUUUUAUUAUUCUUUUUAUGCCCCCGGAUCGAAUGAUCGGGGGUAUAUUGUUUUUGACCUGUCUGUCUGUCAUUCUGUGGAAAACUUUAACCUUGGUUAAAGUUUUGAAAUAUUGAAUAAUUUUUGCAAUAUUGAAGAUAGCAACUUGAUAUUUGGCAUGCAUGUGUAUCUCAUGGAGCUGCACAUUUUGAAUGGUGAAAGGUCAAGGUCCACUUUCAAGGUCAAAGGUCAAAUAUAUGGCUUCAAAGGGGCGUCAAAACUUUAAUCUUGGUCAUAACUUUUGCAAUAUUGAGAUAGCAACUUAAUAUUUGGCAUGCAUGUGUAUCUCAUGGAGCUGCACAUUUUGAGUGGUGAAAAGUCAACGUCAUCCUUCAAGGUCACAAGUCAAAUUUAUGGCCUCAAAGCGGCGCAAUAGGGGGCAUUGUGUUUCUGACAAACACAUCUCUUGUUUUCAAUAUCCUUACUAAGUUGGAAGGGGGAAGGUAUACAGGACACAACAUAACGAUUUGUCGUUAUGUUGGUCUGUAAGCAAUACUUGUUCUUUUAGCUUUUCUUCAACUUAAGUUGGAUUUUUAUGAAAACUUAUCUCGCUUUAUAUUUAUAAGGAGAAAUAGUCAUUUUUCUAAAAUAAUUUAAAUGACAAACUCACUAUAUAUAUGAUAAAAGUUGCCAGUUGAACUUCUGAAUUUUGUUAAAUAAACAUGGAAAACAUGUUUGUAAUAGGGAGUGCUGAUGUUUAAGAUUUUCAGCCUCAUUUAGUAAAUGUAUGUUUGUAAUGAAAAGUUUGAUAGUCUUCUCAGAAACUGCAAGGUUCAGAAGUUUGUUGUUAAAUUUGUAACAUCAUAUGGUGGUUCUAAACCAAGUUUGUUAAAAUAACACAUCUGGCUCUGCACUGAGGGUUACUAGUUUCUCUUAUAUGUAAAUAGUGAAAAUCUCAGAGACUACAAGGCAAGGUUUGGUAUUUCGCAUGUAACAGUGCAUGGUGGUUAUCUAAUAAAUUUUAAUUUUUCAAUCAUGACUCUUGGGUAGAAAUUCAUUCCACCCUAGGGGUUACCUUUUUAAUAUCAUGUCUCUGCCCAGUUUGAAAAUGGUAUCAGUCUAUUGAAAACAUUUCCAAACGGGUUGCAAGUGUACUCGUAUGACAAUCACAAGAGUAAAACAUUGUGAGCACUCUAGAAUGAAUAUAUAUUGUCUAAUCUUUUUGAAACAUUUUGAACAUGGUUUUGAUAGCAUCACAAAGUUUCUUAGAACAGUUAAGUUCCCCAAAGUUUCAGGUGAAGAACUUGGACCUUUUGCGCUCUUGCUGUUUAAAAAGGGCAGGGAGCAUUUACAUAUUAAUUCUAAUACUGGAUUUAUUGUUUUUGUAUUUUAUUUAUUUAUACUUUUUUACAAGCCUUCCUUAAAAAAUCACUUUAAUAACCAGUUUAUAUUUCAAAUAACGAUAUAUUUAUUUUGUGCAUUAUUAUUAUUGCUGUUGUUACUUUUUAUGAUAAUAAGUGUGCAUAUUUUUUUGCUUUUCAUUUAUUGCUGGCAUUAAUUACAUGUUGUGAUAAUGGUAGUGGGUAAAAAUUGAAAGUGUACAUUUGUUGCAAAGAUUCAGAGUUUUGUAAUGGUGAAGAGAAUCUCUGGCAUUAUAAGGAUAAAUAUUUCAUAUUUUAUAUUCCAGCACAUUUUUUUCCUUUAAUUUUUAUUAUUUAUUUUGUCAGUAUUGCAUAAGAUUGAUAAUAAUAAUCAUAAAAUGCAGUUCAUUUCUUGUAAAGUGAGAAAAUUAUGUGUAGUUUCAUAUCAUUAUGUAAUGUAGUUUUUGUCUUUUAUAAUUCGUAUACAGGACUGUUUAUGCAUGUUGUUAUUUUACUACACUGUAUGCUCAUGAUAGAUGUAAUCAUUUAGAGGUUCGUUGCAAAUGUUGUAAAUGCUCAGAAGUUAAUUUGGGACAAAAUAUUGAAUCUCUGACAAAAAAUGAUUCCACUUUUAAGGACUGAAAAUCUAAGAAAUAUGCAAACAUAGUUCUUGUUUGCACUGUUUAUAAUGUAAAUGCAGUUUCUAAAAACUUAGAACCGCUGCUCAGAAAAAAUAUUUUUAGGGAUUUGAAAACGAUAUCAGUUCAGAAGCAAGUAAAAUAAAACUUUUUUAUGUCCCCCACUACAGUAGUGGGGGACAUAUUGUUUUUGCCCUGUCUGUUGGUCUGUUGGUCUGUUUGCGCCAACUUUAACAUUUUGCAAUUACUUUUUGCUAUAUUGAAGAUAGCAACUUCAUAUUUGGCAUGCAUGUGUAUCUCAUGAAGCUGCACAUUUUGAGUGGUGAAAGGUCAAGGUCAUCCUUCAAGGUCAGAGGUCAAAUAUAUGUGUCCAAAAUCGCUCAUUUUAUGAAUACUCUUGCAAUAUUAAAGAUAGCAACUUGAUAUUUGGCAUGCAUGUGUAUUUUAUGGAGCUGCACAUUUUGAGUGGUGAAAGGUCAAGGUCAAGGUCAUCCUUCAAGGUCAGAGGUCAAAUAUAUGUGGCCCAAAUCGCUUAUUUUAUAAAUACUUUUGCAAUAUUGAAGAUAGCAACUUGAUAUUUGGCCUGCAUGUGCAUCUCAUGGAGCUGCACAUUUUGAGUGGUAAAAGGUCAAGGUCAAGGUCAUCCUUCAAGGUUAGAGGUCAAAUAUAUGUGGCCCAAAUCGCUUAUUUUAUGAAUACUUUUGCAAUAUUGAAGAUAGCAACUUGAUAUUUGACAUGCAUGUGUAUCUCAUGGAGCUGCACAUUUUGAGUGGUGAAAGGUCAAGGUCAUCCUUCACAAGGUCAAGGUCAUCCUUCAAGGUCAAACGUCAUAUAGGGGGACAUUGUGUUUCACAAACACAUCUUGUUUGGUAAUAAAAUUAUUAUUAUGUCCCCAUUUGGAAGAAAAGGGGGUAUAUAGUUUUUGCACUGUCUGUCGGUCGGUCGGUCACACUUCGUGUCCGCUCUCUAAUUCAAAUAGUUUUAAUCCGAUCUUUACCAAACUUGGUCAGAAGUUGUAUCCAGACAAUAUCUAGGUCAAGUUCGAAUAUGGGUCAUGCCGGGUCAAAAACUAGGACACGGGGUCACUUAGUGCAUUUCAAGGAUUUAGCAUGGUGUCCGCUCUUUAAUUCAAGUAGUUUUCAUCUGAUCUUUACUAAACUUGGUCAGAAGUUGUAUCAAGACAAUAUCUAGGUCAAGUUAGAAUAUGGGUCAUGUCGGGUCAAAAACUAGGUCACUGGGUCACUUAGUGCAUUUCAAGGAUUUAGCAUGGUGUCCGCUCUCUAAUUCAAGUAGUUUUCAUCUGAUCUUUACUAAACUUGUUCAGAAGUUGUAUUAAGACAAUAUCUAGGUCAAGUUCGAAUAUGGGUCAUGCCGGGUCAAAAACUAGGUCACGGGUUCACUUAGUGCAUUUCAAGGAUAAAGCAUGUUGUCGGCUCUCUAGUUUAUGUGGCUUUCUGAUUUAUUUUGAUAUUCUAAGACAUUUUUAUGCCCCUGAAGAAGGGCAUAUAGUGAUCGGACUGUCCGUUCGUCUGUCCGUCCGUCUGUCCGUCACACUUUGCGUUUAGAUUUCGAAAAAUGCUCAUAACUUCUAUGUUGCUUCAGAUAGCAAUUUCAUAUUUGGCAUGCAUGUGUUUAUGGACAAGGCCUUUCCAUACGCACACAAAUUUUGACCCCUGUGACCUUCAACUUUAAAUUAGGGUCCGCGUUUAGGUUCUAAAUCUGCGUUUAGGAUUUGAAAAAAGCUAAUAACUUCUACCAAGCAUUUACACAGUUAUACUUUUAUGUAGUGACAAAGUUACAGUUGAGGGCAUCCGUGUCCUGUGGACACAUUUCUUGUUAUUUAUGUUAUACCAAAGUGCUCUGUGCUAAUGGAGUAUGUAUUAUCAAUGCUAUUUACAAACGGAGAGGACGUGUAUUUAUUGGAAUUACUCUUAAGAAAUCAUCAUAUAUCAUGUUAACAUUAACUAUACAAGAAAUUAUAACUCCCAAAUAGUUUUUAUUUUUACUAAACAUUAUUUUUCUGAUUUCAAACCCUAUUUUUGGUCGGUAAGAUUUCCAUUAGAAAUAUAUGCACUGUAAAAUUCGUUUACAUUUUGGAUAGAGGCUUUAUGCAAUGAUUUCAAUAUUAAGAAGGGCUAACAAUGGCUAGUAAAGUAUUUUUCUAAAAAGUUGAUCAAAUUAUACAGAUUGUUUUGUAGCAUUUCCAUAAAAAAUAUCCUUUAAGACUUAAACAUUUCAUUAAAACUUCCAAUUCAAGCUUUAAAAAUCACAAUAUCCACAUACGUUUUUCCAGUAGCUAGAAAAAAACUGAGCCAUUAAGUUUUAGUACUGCUCUAUUGUCAGCCUUCACCAAUGGGUCGGGUAAAAAAAAUACAUUUGGCUAACCAAAUUCAGUCUGUGUAAAUGAUCGUUCUUGUUGAGUAAUAGAAAUAAGGUUAAAGGUCACAGGCUUAAGAUGAAUGACUGAGAUGAACAGGGUCCUCUGAUGGCUUUAUUGUCCCCUACAAGUUUCACCGGAGGGGACUUAUGGUUUGAUCUCUGUCAGUCAGUCUGUCUGUCAGUCUGUCUGUCUGUCACACUUUUUUGGAUCCUGUGAUAGUAUUAAAAGUUCUUAAUAUUUUUUCAUAAAACUUUAAACAUGGAUAGAUGGCAAUUAGGACAUUAUGCACGUCAUUUAAUUUUGUUCCUACGAAAAAAAUUCUGGUUGCUAUGGCAACAAAUAGACUAGAAAUACUGUUUAAAUGGUGGUUUUCUGGAUCCUGCGAUAACUUUAAAAGUUCUUCAUAUUUUUUUCAUGAAACUUGAAAAAUGGAUAGAUGGCAAUAUGGAGAUUAUGCAUGUCAUUUCAUUUUGUUCCUUCGUCAAAAAUUCUGGUUGCUAUGGCAACUAAUAAAAAAAUAAUCUGACAAUGGUGGUAUUUCUGACAAUGGUGGAGCCGGUAGGGGACCAUAUUGCUUGGCAAUCUCUUGUUUUAACUGAAGGACAUUGUAACAACAGUGGUUGUUGUAAUUUUGUUUAACAAGAAUUUAUGUACUAUUUGGGAUUGUGAAUCUUUCUUAACUGGAACUAUGCUAGUUUUUAUCAUGUUAUACGUUUUUAUCACCUUAAAAUGAUUCAAACAUGAUUUGAUUACGUCAGCAGUUUCUAUUAAAGUAUUUUAAGCUUUAACCUCGAAUCGGGUUGGGCUUUCUAGUCGUUUUGGCGUAUAUAUUUGCGCGCCAUUUGUUACGAUUUAUAUUUUUGUAAUUUGCACAAAACGAUUUCAGUUUAGUUUAAAUAUGUUGUAAUCACGUUUAUGCUGCGUCUAACUGCUUACUUGCUUGGCUAUCCAUUGCAUACUAUUUUAGUUUGUAUUAUAUAAGCAAACACGGAAUAAAGUUCGUUAUGUA